This is a messenger RNA of Triticum aestivum (bread wheat), 2192 nucleotides long. RefSeq lists its product as uncharacterized. The coding region runs from base 109 to 1875 and encodes 588 amino acids. The record is from RefSeq and is a predicted model, not a curated record. The transcript has 2 exons. Lineage: Eukaryota; Viridiplantae; Streptophyta; Magnoliopsida; Poales; Poaceae.
CAACAACCCAGGAAAGGCUUCCCCACCCCACAAUUUUAAGCCUACCAUUUCGAGGCGGAAACCCUCAUCUUCAACUUUCGGCGGCGGCGGCGGGGCGCAGUCGUCGGAAUGGAAGCCGCCGCCAAAUCCCAUGGCCCCCCUGCCCCUCGUCCCUCCCGUCGGGCGAAGCAGCCAAGCACCACCUCUCGCGAGGGCGAAGGAGGAGGAGGAGGCGAUAGAAGGAGAAGACCAUCUCGGCGUGGCGGUACCUCGAAGCGAGGAAGAGGGUGGCAUCAUCAUCUUCUGCGACCUUGCUCCAGCCGGGCCCCCAAUUGGGGGGCGACGCGCGCACGCACAGCGGCGGCAGCGCUCAGUACCACCAACCAAGAUUUGUCAUCAACCUCCGCCGCUCAGAUCCAGAUACUCUCCUCUCGGGGAUGUGAUGAUGAUUCGAAACUAAAGGGGGCACUUUCCCCCUCAACCUGCGCUCAGAUCCAGAUCGUCCCCUCCCGGGGGUAUGACGAUGAAUCGAGUCCAAGGAAGAAACAUCUGCUGCGCCCUAGUCUCUCCAUCAUCCAGAAGCGAGGAAGAAGGCGGUCUCAUCAUCAUCUUCUGCGACCUUGCUCCAGCCUGCCCGACGAUUCGAAUAUACCAGGGCAGAAACAUAUGCUGCGCCCUUGUCUCUCCAUCCAGCCGCCCCCAAAUUAUUACUGUUGGGGAGCAAAACGCUCGCCGACGAACAACAACAACUGGAGGGACUGGUCCAAUCUAGGCGAUGGGCCGGCAGGACUGAUCGCCGAGCUCGUUCUCGCAUAUGACGUCGCCGACUAUCUCCGCUUCCGUGCCGUGUGCCGUCCAUGGAGGCAGUGUUCCACAGAACCACGCUCCCACGACGGGCUCGACCGCCGGUUCUAUCCUUGGCGGUGGGUCCUGCUCCGUGAACCACUCGCUGCUCCCAACCGCCGUUGCUUCCUGAACUCCUCAACCGGUGAGUGCAUCCAACUGGAUCUCCCGGAGCUCCUUGACCAUGAGCUGCUCACCGUCACCCCGGAGGGCCUCCUCCUCCUGCUCCACGACCGCAACCACGUCCGCCUGCUCAACCCGCUCACUCGUCACCUCACAGAGCUACCACCGCUCACCACGCUGCUUCCCUCCAAGGACCAUGUCAUGCUUUCCCGUUUCAAGAUAGACGACUUGGCGUCCUGCUCGGGCAUUGCUAGUGAUGAUUCAACAGUGGUGCUCUGCUUCAAUAGGUUCCGCAUGCUUGGCAUGGCCAAGCCUGGUGAUGACCACUGGGUGUUGCUGAAGUACAACAAUGAUGGGAUUGCAAAAACGCCCUUGGUGUUUGCAGGGCGCUUCUACCAUGUUAACGUCAAUGGUGUCAUGGUGCUGCAAAUCAUUCCAAAUCAGCCACCGCGGCUGGAGGUGGCUGCCAAGCUGAAUAUGCAUGUCUCUCCAAUUUCGCAAAGUAUGCACCUCGUCAACAAUUUUGGUGAGCUGAUGCUGGUGCACCGUCAGAUUGUACCAGUGACAUCGCGGAAUAAAUCGGGUUAUCGGUACAACAUCUAUCGAGUGAAUUUGGAUACCGGGACACUAUUCCCGGUCAAGAGGUUGGGCAGUGGCACGGGGCGAGCGAUGUUCUUGGGAAUGUAUUGCUCUUUCACAUUGUCUCCAGAUGUUUUUCCCCCUGGCUCCUUUAGCGCUGACACCAUCUACCCGAGCUUUGACUUUGCCGAGAGAAGGCUGUUAAAAGUUGAAGCGUAUCAUCUCACCGAUGGACUGUUAAAAGCUGAAGCCUAUCAUCUCGCCGAUGGCCGCGUCGAACAACCAUCUAGCUUGGUGCAGCGGCCACCUUGUCAAUUACGGUUGAUCCUUAAUUUACCACAUUUCUUUUGAUAAUUUCGCAUGCCAAUAUGCACCUGUUGUCCCAAAUUUGAAAGCUAGUACGUACUUCGGUAUUUGUGUUAUGUAUGGAUGACUGGUCCAGAUUAGUUUCCAUAUCGAGUCCGCCAGCCACGCAUGCAGAUUUCUAAGAGUUUAGCCAGGAAAAGCAAAGGAUUAGCAUGCAGAUGACCUCUUUACUGAAUUACUGGUGUGUUGUGGAGGUGAUGCUGAAUCAACAAAACAUUGCUGCAUGCUUGUGCUGAAAAAUCUGUGUACCUGUGACUCAAAUUCGAUUGGAAACAAUAAUAAUAGUCUAUACUGCUAGUCUA